CGGUCAUCCGCCCGCCUGCGGGCUCUGCGCGCCCCAGUCGCCGGGUGGGGAGACGCCUCGACGUCGGUCUCCGCGCUGGCGCCGUAGCGACAAGCGCGCACGGGCCGGGCCUACGGGCUGUUGGCGAUGCCUCGGAGUUCGCCUGGGGCCAGGCGUCGGCCAGGGCCGUUUUGCUGCCAUGGAGCCCGUCGGCUUGGGACGGGGCAGGCAACAUGGCUGCCCUCCGGCCCCUGGUGAAGCCCAAGAUCGUCAAAAAGAGGACCAAGAAGUUCAUCAGGCACCAGUCAGACCGAUAUGUCAAAAUCAAGCGAAACUGGCGGAAACCCAGAGGUAUUGACAACAGGGUUCGGAGAAGAUUCAAGGGCCAGAUCCUGAUGCCCAACAUUGGUUAUGGGAGCAACAAGAAAACUAAGCACAUGCUGCCCAGCGGCUUCCGGAAGUUUCUGGUCCACAAUGUCAAAGAGCUGGAGGUGCUGCUGAUGUGCAACAAGUCUUACUGUGCUGAGAUUGCUCACAAUGUGUCCUCCAAGAACCGGAAAGCCAUCGUAGAAAGAGCAGCACAGCUGGCCAUCAGAGUGACCAAUCCCAACGCCAGGCUGCGCAGUGAAGAGAAUGAGUAGAUGGCUUGUGUCCGUGUUUUAUUUGUGUUUAAAAUAAAACCACAAAAACUGCCAUCUUGAUAA
Molecule: messenger RNA, 683 nt
Organism: Meriones unguiculatus (Mongolian gerbil)
Lineage: Eukaryota; Metazoa; Chordata; Mammalia; Rodentia; Muridae
Gene: Rpl32
Product: ribosomal protein L32
Exons: 4
Coding region: 213-620 (135 amino acids)
Biological process (GO): translation
Cellular component (GO): ribosome; cytosolic large ribosomal subunit
Molecular function (GO): structural constituent of ribosome
Source: RefSeq, a predicted model, not a curated record